CCAAGAAAAAGGCAAAAAAAAAAAAAAAAACUACCCAGAUACUUCCACUUCUUCACCUUCACCUCUCCCAGAGUUGAAGAAUAUGAACAUUUUGACGUGUUUUAGUUUUUGUAAACCCACGAAAUUUCGUGGAAGUUUCAAUGUGAUGAGUUUCUUGGUCUUGCUUUUCUUAUUAGCCCAUCAUCGAGAAAUUCUUCAAAGUCCAUUCUCUGAUAAGUCUAGUCCCAUACUUUCCCAUAUUUGGAUUUCCAAAAGUCAUGAUUUUGAAGAUAAGGCUAGUGGGAUUGAGGUCAUCCGACGGAAAACUCAAGAGAAUAGUGUUGAGAACGGCGUUCUUACUACAAACAAGAGUCCUUCUCUUAUAUGCUCAGGAUUGUAUAACCACACCGGUUACGGGACCAAAUGCGAAUACUUGAGAGCCAACCCACAAUGCAAUUCAGGGGGAUUUUUCAAUUAUAUCCUGUUCUUUUACUGUGUCUGUCAGAAGUUUAGCGCUUUGGGGUCCGUCAUUUUGGGAAUUUGGUUGGUAGUUUUGUUCUAUUUAUUGGGAAAUACUGCCGCAGAUUACUUCUGUUGUAGUCUUGAAAAGCUCUCAAACUUGUUGAAGUUGCCGCCCACGGUUGCAGGGGUGACUCUGCUUCCAUUGGGUAAUGGGGCUCCUGAUGUAUUUUCUAGUAUUGCUGCUUUUGUAGGCCGUGAUUCUGGUGAGUUGGGAUUGAAUAGUGUGCUUGGCGGGGCUGUUUUUGUGGUCUGUGUUGUUGUGGGAACUGUCUCCUUAUGCGUUUCAGAGCGAAACGUGAGGAUUGAUAAGAAAUGUUUUAUACGGGACGUGUGUUUCUUUCUUGUUGCCCUUGGUGCUUUACUCGUUAUUCUGAUCGUUGGUGAUGUCACUGUAGGAGGGGCAAUUGGAUUUGUCUCAAUCUAUGUUGUUUAUGCUCUUUUUGUUGCUGCAAGUGAGGUAAUUAAGAAGCAUCCGUGGAGCUGCAAGCCGAAUUCAGCGGAAUCGUUAUUGUUACCUGUUAGCGGAAAUAGGCUAGCUAAUGAAGCUGUAGAAAGUGAGUCUGUACAGACUCCUCUCCUUCAGUCAGAUUCUGCUGAAGCAGGGACUAGUCUUCAAGAUAAGCUGCCCCAUUGGAUGUGGGCUUCGAAUGUAGCCAUUUAUUCAAAUGAAGUAAUAAAGGUUAGUGGUACAAAUAGCCCAAAAUUCUUGUGGGGUUGGAAUGAAGAGGACACGGCUAGUGAUCAAUCAUCUUUCUCCUGUUCUAAACUUUGCUCGUGGCUGGAAUUACCCUUGACAAUCCCAAGACGGUCAACAAUUCCCAUAGUUGAUGAGGAGAGAUGGUCAAAGGGUUAUGCUGUUGCCAGUGCCUUUUUGGCACCUCUGCUCUUGGCCUUCCUUUGGAAUACUCGAGAUGAUGUCAGUUUUCUUGCCAAAGCUACUGUGUAUCUCGUUGGUGCUGUAGUUGGUGGUACACUUGGAGUGCUUGCAUUUGUAUACACCAAAGCAGAUCAUCCACCUCAAAGGUUUGUCCUUCCAUGGGUUUUGGGAGGCUUUCUUAUGAGUAUCAUCUGGUUUUACAUUGUUGCGAAUGAGCUUGUUGCCCUACUAGUAGCAUUUGGUGUCAUAUUUGGAAUCCAACCGUCUUUGCUUGCAUUAACCGUAAUGGCAUGGGGUAAUUCGAUGGGUGAUUUAAUGUCGAAUGUUGCAAUGGCGAUGAAUGGUGGUGAUGGGGUGCAGAUUGCUAUGUCAGGAUCCUAUGCAGGACCUAUGUUCAAUACCCUUGCUGGCCUGGGUAUCUCUUUGCUCCUUGGAGCCUUGUCCGACAGACCUUCAUCAUACGUUGUUCCCAGGGAUUCUAGCUUGUAUUUUACAUUGGGUUUUGUUGUCUUAGGACUUGUUUGGUCUCUAGCUGUGUUGCCAUGGAACAAUAUGCGUCCGACCAAACUGUUAGGAAUGGGCCUCAUGGUCAUCUACUUGGUCUUUCUAUCAUUCAGAGCCAGUUUAGCGCUGAAUGAUGAAUCGAUGAGUGGAUGAGCAGAAUGAGGUCUGACCUGGUAGUGGUGACUCAUGAAUCUUGACCAGGCCAAUAGGUGAUAGUUUAGGCGAUGUCCCUGAUUGUGGACUGUUAUUAGUGUAAAUGCUCCCUUUGCUUGGGAAAUGUACAUUCUCCUUACAGCCGCCUACAAACGGUUGGAAAUAUAAUGACUAGUUAUUUCGUGACAACAAGUAUACAUCGAGACUGAACCUUGAUUGGA
Coffea eugenioides is the source of this 2256-nucleotide messenger RNA. RefSeq names its product cation/calcium exchanger 4-like. Gene Ontology annotation, biological process: transmembrane transport; monoatomic cation transport. Gene Ontology annotation, molecular function: monoatomic cation transmembrane transporter activity. The transcript is spliced from 2 exons. Lineage: Eukaryota; Viridiplantae; Streptophyta; Magnoliopsida; Gentianales; Rubiaceae. Gene Ontology annotation, cellular component: membrane. Bases 83 to 2035 code for a protein of 650 amino acids. The record is from RefSeq and is a predicted model, not a curated record.